This is a messenger RNA of Saccharomycopsis crataegensis, 348 nucleotides long. It is a transcript of the gene MOH1, whose product is annotated as Moh1p. The transcript has a single exon. The record is from RefSeq and is a predicted model, not a curated record. Bases 1 to 348 code for a protein of 115 amino acids. NCBI's taxonomy places the organism in Eukaryota, Fungi, Ascomycota, Saccharomycetes, Ascoideales, Saccharomycopsidaceae.
AUGGGGAUCAGACAUUCCGAUCACUGGGAGCCAGAGUCUCCUUCGGUGAAAAUCUAUGCUUGUCAGAACUGCAAAACUCAUCUAGCAACCAGCAAAAUGAUCAUUUCUCGUGAUUACAGAGGAAGAACUGGAAAGGCCUAUCUACUCAAGAAUGUUAUAAACAUCAAAACCUCGAAGAAGAUCACGAAGGAGGAAAUGACCACCGGGAAGUACCUAAUUCGCUACAUUUAUUGUCACCAGUGUGGUUCAAAUAUAGGAUGGAAGUACAUCAAAGCCGACGAGAGAGAUCAACUAUACAAACAGGGAAGGUACAUUAUGGAGAUAAAGAGAGUGUGCUGUACUGUAUAA